AUCAUCCCCUGAAACUGCCUGGUAUGGAGCCUUCCACUUUGAAAUCCUCUGCUGUAAAUGGGUGGAUAGAAAAACAGGUAACCUGAUUCGCGGUUUCGAACUGUAGGCGGCAGCGUUACGCAUUGGGUCGUCUGGUCUGCAAACAAGAGAAGAAGACGGAAGGGAGUAGAAGAACCGUUGUAUCCUGUACAAAGCAGCGGCAUAACGUUAGUGCCAUACUGUCUGGCAGCAUCUAGGUGCGUGUUUGUGAACUUAAUAUAACAAUAGUAGUAUUGUUGUUUUUUUUAAUGUUUUUAAAGUAGCGCGUUGGCGUUUGUAAAGCUCGAGUCCCCAGUUAGUAAACGCAGACUUGCUAGCUAGCGUUAGCCAAGUAACUAGCACCAACCGCUGGCACGUUUAUCGCCAUUUUGCGCAUUCAACAGCCGUAGACUUUUGCCUGCAGCAAGGUGGUGGAUUCUGCAGCAUGGCAGAGGCAGACCGACCAGGGAAGCUCUUCAUCGGUGGGCUGAACACCGAGACCACCGAGAAGGCCCUGGAGCAGUACUUCAGCAAAUACGGCAGGAUUGUCGAAGUUCUUUUGAUGAAGGACCGUGAAACAAACAAAUCAAGAGGCUUCGCUUUUGUUACUUUUGAAAGUCCUGCUGAUGCAAAGGAUGCAGCACGUGAGAUGAAUGGAAAGUCUCUUGAUGGCAAGCCUAUCAAAGUUGAGCAAGCUACAAAGCCUCAGUUUGAGAGUGCUGGCAGGCGGGGACCUCCACCCAUGCACUCCCGCAGUCGGGGUCCACCCAGAGGCCCCCGUGGUUCCAGGGGAGGUCCUGGUGGUAUGAGGGGCCCACCAUCCAGAGACUACUAUGAUAAUUCAGGGAAUGCAGAACCCUUCUUCAAAGGAAUGUCCUCCAGAGGCCCCCCUCCAUUGAAGAGAGGACCUCCAGUUCGCAAUGGAGGUCCUCCUUCCAAGAGGUCUGCCCCAUCUGGUCCAAUGAGCAGACGUAAGUCCCCCAUGUCAAGGGACAGGGAUCCCUAUGGUCCACCUCCUCCUCGCAGAGACUCCAUGAUGUCCAGGAGGGAUGAUUAUCCAUCACCAAGAGAUGAGCAUUACAACUCAAAGGAUAGCUACUCCAGCCGGGAUUAUAAUUCCAGAGAUUCGAGGGACUACGGACCUCCUCCUAGAGAUUAUUCGUACAGGGAAUACUCCAAUUCCAGUUCCCGAGAUGACUAUAGCUCAGUGUCAAGAGGAUACAGUGACCGUGAUGGUUAUGGGGGAGGCCGGGAACCCAGAAGCUAUAUGGACCGUCCAAGUGGUGGCUCCUACAGAGAUUCAUAUGAUGGUUACGGUAACUCUCGCAGCGCCCCACCUUCACGGGGCCCCCCACCAUCCUAUGGUGGGAGCAGUGGAAGCAGUCGUUAUGAUGACUAUGGCAGCAGUUCCCGGGAUGGCUAUGGCAGUCGUGACAGUUACCCCAGCAGUCGGAGUGACCCAUAUCCACCUAGCCGUGGUGAGCGAUUGGGCAGGCAGGAGAGGGGCCCAGCUCCCCCUGUUGAGAGAGGCUACCCUCCUCGUGAUUCAUACAGCAGCUCAAGUCGUGGAGGGCCACGCGGUGGCCGCGGUGGCAACCGACCCGAUAGAGGAAUGGCUCGCAGCAGAUACUGAACUGGACUUGGAGAUCACAUUAAAGCAUACGUUCUCGGUGCACAGUUAACAGUUGUUUUGGAAAUCUGACCACAAAGACAAACCAGCCAUGUCUAACUCUGUGGAAUAUGAAGCUUAGCUUUCAACUGUACCUUGACUUUCCCAGUUUUUUUAAUGUGUAAAAGUUAUUUGUUUAUUUUAUUUUUUUUUUAGUAUUUCCCUUGCUCAUGUAACAGUACAGUUACCAAGUGAGUGUUAGUUUUUGUAAAUUCAGUGCUGUUGGAAUCUGCAAUACCGUAAAAGUCUGGCUACUCUAAUAAAGCUUUUAGUUGUACCUUGACCACUGCUCAUCGAUUUUCAAGACCAGACCAGAGCCAGUAACAUGAAUGUUGAUUAACAACAUGAUCUCCUUUUUACAAAGUUUUCUGUAAAGCUUGGAUGAGUCUCUGCUCAUGCUUUAUAAAUAGUCGAGUGACUUCAUUCUUAACACCAAUGUGCCAUCAAGUGGACGCUACUGUUUUCAAGGGUUAGGCAAAUGUUACUGUCAAAAUGUUCCAAUGUAGUUUCCUUGGAAAUGGAUCAUCACCCUAGAGCCAUUUGAUGGCAUGCAACGAAAAACCAAGGCAACAACAACCAAAUGCAACUCGACUGGUAGUCAACAGCUGGAUGAACACCGCUCCAAGGCUACUGCCCUUGCAACUUACCUGAAUUGUGUCCUCAAGUUGUUGGACCAAUGAAACCAUAGUGCAGCCACGGUGCACCAGUGCAGAUGCUGGUGCAAGCUUCUGUUGAAAGUGCUGGUUGAAUCGUUUCAAGUGGAAAUGCGUGUUGAAAGUGGGAAGAACACAGGCCGAGGAUUUGCUCAAAUUAAAAUUUGGUGGGGUUUUUCAAUAAAGACUUUAAAAGUGA
Messenger RNA from Micropterus salmoides (largemouth bass), 2539 nucleotides. RefSeq names its product RNA binding motif protein X-linked (gene rbmx). Gene Ontology annotation, cellular component: spliceosomal complex. Gene Ontology annotation, biological process: positive regulation of mRNA splicing, via spliceosome. The record is from RefSeq and is a predicted model, not a curated record. Lineage: Eukaryota; Metazoa; Chordata; Actinopteri; Centrarchiformes; Centrarchidae. Bases 464 to 1651 code for a protein of 395 amino acids. Gene Ontology annotation, molecular function: RNA binding. The transcript has 11 exons.